Nematocida homosporus is the source of this 1371-nucleotide messenger RNA. RefSeq lists its product as uncharacterized. The coding region runs from base 1 to 1371 and encodes 456 amino acids. Lineage: Eukaryota; Fungi; Microsporidia. The transcript has a single exon. The record is from RefSeq and is a predicted model, not a curated record.
AUGAUAGACAAUUGUUCGAUAUACUUGUGGAAGCGGCGCUAUGGUCUUUUUGUUUGUUUUUGUUGUGUUCUAGGGGCCCUUAGUCUUGGGAUUGUGUAUUUGUCUGAUAAACUAGCCGAUAAUUACUCAAAGACGAUAGAAACAUCUGGUUUUGACGAGAAUCAGCCAAACACCGUUAACCUGAAAGUAGAUGUGAUCUCCGAAGCAGGGCACAGUAAAGCAGCACGGCCCAAGCCCGCACCAAAAACUCAAACUAUUGCAACACAAACAGGUACAUCUCAAAUUGGUACAUCUCAAACUAGUACAUCUCAAACUAUUACAUCUCAAACAGGUACAUCUCAAACAGGUACAUCUCAAACAGGUACAUCUCAAACCGCAGAAUCACAAACUAGUGCAACACAAACCACAGAAUCACAAGCUAUUGCAACACAAUCUAAUCCAACACAAACCACAGAAUCUCAAACUGGCACAUCUCAAACCACCGAAUCACAAACUAUUGCAACACAAACUGGCACAUCUCAAACCGCAGAAUCACAAGCUAUUGCAACACAAUCUAAUGCAACACAAACCACAGAAUCUCAAACUGGCACAUCUCAAACCACCGAAUCUCAAACUACUGCAACACAAGCUAUUGCAACACAAACCACAGAAUCACAAACUAUUGAAACCCAAACAGGUACAUCUCAAACCACAGAAUCACAAGCUAUUGCAACACAAACCACAGAAUCACAAACUAUUGAAACCCAAACAGGUACAUCUCAAACCACAGAAUCACAAGCUAUUGCAACACAAUCUAAUGCAACACAAACACAAACCCAUGACAAUACUAUGCCUGACCCAGACUUAAUCACUAGGUUGCAAGAGAUGGCCGUGAUCGCCGAGCCAUCGGAGCACUCCUGGGAAAGUUCUUCCAAGACAGGCCAAGUAAAAUGGGUGUUAACACUGAACGCGGCAUCGAUCAUUAAAAUGGGCCACGAUGAUUCAAAAUCCGACCACCUCGUUCAGAUACUGCAAAACAAGAACAAGAACGACUGCCGGCAAUGUCUUGAGAGUCUAAAGAAGUUACAAAAGAUUAAGAGUUCCAUUCCAAUGCACAUCAUGGGGAGUGAUGUGGAGUACAACAAGGAAACAAUUGAAUUAGUGUUGCUCCUGCUAAGGGUUAUGGACGUACCGCACCUUAAAUUUGAAUGGACUACCCGAGCUCGGAAAGACACCCCCAUUAGUUUGAAUACUGUUAAGUCUUUGAUAAGUAAGUGUCCGCACGCUCUGAAACAACGACCGAAUAGUUUUAUUAUCAACGGCAGCCAGCGUAAACUCUGGAAUUCUUUUCUUGGGUUAAUCAAAACAACCUAUAAUCUGCAAAAGAGUUAG